AUGCAGAGGCUGCUCUCAUUCCACUUGCUAGGAAUCCUGCUGCUACUGAGCCAACUUCCCAGAGAAAGUCGAGGUCAGAACUGGGACACCGUUAUUAAGGCAUGUGGCCGGGAAUUGGCACGCCUGCAGAUCAGAAUCUGUGGCAACUCACUUUCCUCGUGGGAAGAUAUAAACGGCCCAAGGGUUAGACGAGAAUCUGGACCACUCACAGAAAUCAAGCCAACCUCCAAGAAGACAGAUGAGGAAACCUUGAAAAUGAUAUCAGAAUACAUUGCUAAGUUACUGAAUAGAACAUUGUCUUUGAAUCACCCAAUAACUCUUCGGCUUCAACAACUUGCAUCAGAAAAUAAAGAUAUUUCCUUUGAAGAAUUCCAGGAAAUUAUCUCAACAGAAUUUGAGAUACAUAUGAGAUACAUUCCUUCAAAAAGCGAAGAGUCUGAUAAACAACCUAGAAAGAAAAGACAGGUCUUAUAUUCACUGAGUAAUAAAUGUUGUCAUUCAGGUUGUACUUUAAGAGAGGUUGCUAGAUUUUGCUGA
This is a messenger RNA of Sorex araneus (European shrew), 537 nucleotides long. Its product is annotated as prorelaxin-like. Bases 1 to 537 code for a protein of 178 amino acids. Gene Ontology annotation, cellular component: extracellular region. The record is from RefSeq and is a predicted model, not a curated record. Gene Ontology annotation, molecular function: hormone activity. NCBI's taxonomy places the organism in Eukaryota, Metazoa, Chordata, Mammalia, Eulipotyphla, Soricidae. The transcript is spliced from 2 exons.